GGCCUCUUCCCUGCAGAAAGAUCAGAGGGGGAAGACCGACCGGAGCCGCGCGCGGUCGACCGAUCCAUCCGAGUCGAAGUGGGGAUGGCUCUGGCCAGAUUGGCGUUUCCCCUCUUCCUCCUCCUCGCCGCGGCGGAGUUCGCAGCGGCGACGCGGUCGCCGUCGGCCUUCGUGCAGAACGCCAUCUACUCCAACCGCAUCACCAUCUUCUCGAAAACCUACUGCCCGUACUCCAUGCGUGCUAAGCGCAUAUUUCGAGAUCUCAAGGAAGAUCCAUUUGUUGUUGAACUUGACCUCCGAGAGGAUGGACGUGACAUUCAAAGUGUUCUCCUAGACCUAGUUGGGCGCCAUACUGUGCCACAGGUAUUUGUGAAUGGCCAGCAUGUUGGUGGCUCAGAUGAUACGGUAAAUGCUCUUUCAAAUGGACAGCUUGAGAAACUCCUUGGGAAGAGUCAGUCACAGUGAUGGAUCUCUGGACAAGUUUGCACUGUCGAGAACACGUAAGUGACUUCAUACAUAUGUACGGGAGGGUGUUCAUCUCUGUUUAGCACCGCACAGAAUGUUGUAGCUCAUAUGCCUGAUGUUUUUUGUUUUCAUGGUAGUGUCGUGACAACAAUCUGUAUGUACUGGGUAUGUGCGAUCUGCUCAAUUACAUGUACAAUCUUUUCUACUUCCAUGUCUCUUUUCUAUGAAUGGAAUAUCGUUGGUUUACCUUGAUCAA
Messenger RNA from Setaria italica (foxtail millet), 721 nucleotides. RefSeq names its product monothiol glutaredoxin-S6. The coding region runs from base 85 to 465 and encodes 126 amino acids. Lineage: Eukaryota; Viridiplantae; Streptophyta; Magnoliopsida; Poales; Poaceae. The record is from RefSeq and is a predicted model, not a curated record. Gene Ontology annotation, molecular function: glutathione disulfide oxidoreductase activity. Gene Ontology annotation, biological process: cellular response to oxidative stress. The transcript has 4 exons. Gene Ontology annotation, cellular component: cytoplasm.